Molecule: messenger RNA, 1451 nt
Organism: Protopterus annectens (West African lungfish)
Lineage: Eukaryota; Metazoa; Chordata; Ceratodontiformes; Protopteridae
Gene: ABI1
Product: abl interactor 1
Cellular component (GO): lamellipodium; intracellular anatomical structure
Molecular function (GO): SH3 domain binding
Source: RefSeq, a predicted model, not a curated record
GCCGCGUAAUCAAAGGGUAGGGGCGAGCGCGAGAGCGAGCAGUCUGUCAGGGAGAGCGAGAGAUGCACAGGGAUGUAAGAUGGCAGAGCUACAGAUGUUACUAGAGGAGGAGAUCCCAGCUGGCAAAAGAGCUCUGAUUGAGAGCUAUCAGAAUUUGAGCAGGGUCGCGGAUUACUGUGAAAACAACUACGUUCAGGCACCAGAUAAAAGGAAGGCCUUAGAGGAGACCAAAGCCUACACAACGCAGUCACUUGCUAGUGUUGCAUACCAGAUUAAUGCCUUGGCUAACAAUGUACUCCAGCUGUUGGAUAUUCAAGCAUCCCAGCUACGGAGGAUGGAAUCCUCAAUCAAUCAUAUCUCACAGACUGUGGACAUUCAUAAAGAAAAAGUAGCAAGACGAGAAAUAGGCAUUUUAACCACCAAUAAGAACACUGCACGAACUCAUAAAAUCAUAGCACCAGCAAAUAUGGAACGACCAGUACGAUACAUUCGCAAACCUAUAGACUACACAGUGCUUGAUGACGUUGGCCACGGUGUCAAGUGGCUAAAAGCCAAGCAUGGCAGCAACCAGCCUGCAAGAACUGGCACUCUGUCUAGGACAAAUCCUCCCACACAAAAGCCUCCAAGCCCACCUGUGGCAGGACGUGGUACUCUGGGACGUAAUACUCCGUAUAGAACCUUGGAGCCUGUCAAACCUCCAACAGUUCCUAAUGAUUACAUGACAAGCCCUGCAAGACUUGGCAGUCAGCACAGCCCAGGAAGGACAGCAUCCCUAAACCAGAGACCAAGAACACAUAGUGGCAGUAGUGGAGGAAGUGGAAGCCGUGAAAAUAGUGGAAGCAGCAGUAUUGGAAUUCCUAUUGCUGUGCCUACACCGUCACCGCCAACAGUGGUGCCAGCACAAAUUCCAGCUCCACCUGGAGCCCCUCCUCCUCCUCCACCACCACCACCGCCAGUGCCACCUCAGCCCGCUUCAUUCUCGAUGAGCAGUAUGCAAGCGGGCACUCCUGCUUCAGUUCCUAGUUCGCAGUUUGGUACUAUGACCAGACAGAUUUCUCGCCAUAACUCCACCACCUCUUCAGCAUCUACUGGGACUUACAAGCGGACUCCUUCUGUGACUUCUCCAUUUUCUCAACAGCCUCAAGUUAACGGUGGGCCUCUCUACUCUCAGAACUCAAUGUCUGUUGCUCCACCCCCUCCCCCAAUGCCUCAGCUGACUCCACAGAUCCCUCUCACAGGCUUCGUGGCCAGGGUGCAAGAAAACAUUGCUGAUAGCCCAACUCCGCCCCCUCCACCACCACCUGAUGAUAUCUCAAUGUAUGAUGAUUCUCCCCCUCCUCCUCCGCCUCCACCAAUAGACUAUGAUGAUGAAGAAGCCGCAGUUGUGCAUUACAGUGACCCAUAUGCUGAUGGAGAUCCUGCAUGGGCACCCAAAAAUUACUUGGAAAAGG